AUGGGCCACGCAGAUAUAUGGAAUAGCCAUCCGAAGGAUCAUUGCAAGGGAUCCCGUCGUUGUCGGGUGUGUAAGGCGCACCAGGGACUCAUCCGCAAGUACGGACUGAACAUGUGUCGACGCUGCUUCCGCGAGCACGCGAACAAGAUCGGCUUCCAAAAGUAUCGCUGA
Molecule: messenger RNA, 171 nt
Organism: Cyanidioschyzon merolae strain 10D
Lineage: Eukaryota; Rhodophyta; Bangiophyceae; Cyanidiales; Cyanidiaceae
Product: 40S ribosomal protein S29
Exons: 1
Coding region: 1-171 (56 amino acids)
Biological process (GO): translation
Cellular component (GO): ribosome; cytosolic small ribosomal subunit
Molecular function (GO): structural constituent of ribosome; zinc ion binding
Source: RefSeq, a predicted model, not a curated record